Messenger RNA from Macadamia integrifolia, 1614 nucleotides. RefSeq names its product UBX domain-containing protein 1-like. Gene Ontology annotation, molecular function: protein binding. NCBI's taxonomy places the organism in Eukaryota, Viridiplantae, Streptophyta, Magnoliopsida, Proteales, Proteaceae. The record is from RefSeq and is a predicted model, not a curated record. The transcript has 12 exons. The coding region runs from base 168 to 1421 and encodes 417 amino acids.
ACCUUCUUCUCCACCGCACUUUCUCUAAAGAGAAAGCAAAAUUCACUUUUUUAUUUCUUCACAGAGAAGGAAAGAGAGAAUAAUGUCGAAGGGGGAUUAGGGGGGUUUUGCUCCUCCUCCUUUUUUAUUCUUUCUGAAGAAUCGAAACCAUAUCUGGUCGUUCCUCAAUGGCGGGUCUCUCUCUCAAAUGCGGGGACUGUGGGGCCCUUCUCAAGUCUGUAGAAGAAGCCCAAGAACAUGGAGAGCUUACUUCUCACUCCAAUUUCUCUGAAUCAAUGGAAGCUGUCCUCAAUCUCGUCUGUACUACUUGCGGCAAGCCUUUCCGAUCAAAAACUGAGAGCUCCUUGCAUAAGAAAAGAACUGGGCAUACUAAGUUCGUUAACAAGACUUCGGAGACAACCAAACCGAUCUCUUUAGAGGUUCCGAAGGCCUGUGCUUCUGCUGAGCCAGAGGAAGGUUUCGAAACUGGUGAAAGUAGUCAGUCUGGAGGUGAAAUGGUUGUUCCUGAAGUUGAUAAGAACCUGCUUGGUAAACUUGAAGAAAUGGGGUUCCCAAAGGCCCGAGCAACACGUGGACUUCAUUAUUCUGGCAAUGCUAACCUUGAAGAGGCUGUAAAUUGGGUUGUUGAACAUGAUGAUGACCCUGACAUUGAUGAGAUGCCCAUGGUACAUGCCAAUACUAAAGUUGAGGCUUCAAAACCAAAACCAUCUCUUACUCCGGAGGAAAUGAAGAUCAAAACACAAGAAUUAAGGGAGAAAGCUCGGAAAAAGAAAGAGGAGGAAGAAAAGAUAAUGGAAAGAGAAAGAGAGAAGGAAAGGAUUCGAGCUGGUAAGGAACUACUUGAAGCAAAGAGAAUUGAGGAAGAAAAUGAAAGAAAACGUUUAUUUUUCUUGCGGAAAGCAGAAAAGGAGGAAGAAAAAAGAGCAAGGGAGAAAAUCCGACAAAAACUAGAGGAUGAUAAGGCAGAAAGUAGGCGGAAGCUUGGCUUGCCACCUGAAGAGCCUGCAGCUAUAAAGCCUCCUACACCUGUUGUGGAGGAAAAAAAGAUUUCUUUGCCUGUUAGGCCUGCUACAAAGGCUGAGCGCAUGAGGGAAUGUUUACGAUCUCUCAAGCAAAAUCACAAGGAUGAUGAAGCCAAAGUGAAGAGGGCAUUCCAGACUCUUCUUACUUAUGUAGGGAAUGUUGCAAAGAAUCCGACUGAGGAGAAGUUCAGGAAGAUUCGACUCAACAAUCCAUCAUUUCAGGAGAGAGUUGGUAGCUUAGAAGGGGGAAUCGAGUUUCUUGAACUCUGUGGAUUUGAAAAAAUUGAAGGUGGUGAGUUCUUGUUUCUUUCAGGAGACAAAAUUUCCAUGGCAGUGCUAAACACAGCUGGGGCUGAGUUGAACUCUGCAAUAGUAAACCCUUUCUUUGGAGUUCUCUAAGGGGCAUCUCUCAUUGUAAGUGGUGGUCUUUUGCUAUUUUGUGCUCAGAAAAUGUGUGAAUUGGAUUGUAUAGAAAUGAAUCAAUGUAUAAGUUUUCAUGUAUGUCGCACAGCUAUGGGUGGAUGGUUUUAAGAAUCAACAUUAACCCUUGCAAUUAGAUCAUUGUGCAUAGACAAUCAUCUAAUACACCAAA